Molecule: messenger RNA, 3087 nt
Organism: Gasterosteus aculeatus aculeatus (three-spined stickleback)
Lineage: Eukaryota; Metazoa; Chordata; Actinopteri; Perciformes; Gasterosteidae
Product: syntaxin-binding protein 4
Molecular function (GO): protein binding
Source: RefSeq, a predicted model, not a curated record
GCCCGACAGCGCGUCCCGUUACCGGCGAGUAGUGAACGUCCCGCGAGGUGAAGCGGAAUCAAUGCUGACACGUCCACGCGCCCGGCGAGGGCGCGCGCUGCACGAGUUGGAGAGCGGAGCGCGUGAUGCGUUUGAGGGACGGGGUCACUGUGAAAGUCCACCACAGCGCGUGGACGCGGCACACCUGGACCUCGUUUGGAAAGGAUGUCUCUGCUGAAACAGCGGGGGAGAGAGCUCGAGCGUUUCGACGGAUUGUCGCUCAUUUACUGGACACUAAUGGGUCCGUACGGAGUAGACAGAGCUGUUCAUUCCAUGGAGUUUACCGAUUGUGAGAACGGCCUGGGCAUCAAAGUGAUUGGUGGAGUGAAGGAGCAAACUGGAGAGGAGUUUGGAGUCUAUGUCAAACGGAUUUUACCAGGUGGCCUUGCAUCAAGUGACGGAAACCUGUUGCCGGGGGACCAGAUCCUGGAGGUGAACGGGGACAGCCUAGUGGGAGUCACGAGUGAAAGAGCUGUGGACAUCCUGAGAGGAGCCUCGGCAACUAAUCUCAUGCGACUUCUCAUAGCCAGAGACGAGGAAGCAAAGAGAGAAUUUGCUGAGUUGCUGGAGAAGUAUGGAUCUAAUAGUAGCACAGGAUCAACACGCAACUCUCCCAUACAGCAAGAUUCCAAAGGAGGCCGCUACCUGGAGAGUACAUCAUCUGGUUCCUCAUCGCGCUCCCAGAGUCCUUUGUUGUUGAGUCCAGCAGGCUCUCAGAACAUGUACAACAACAGUGGGCCAAUGCUGCGCUCCCUCAGUCAUCCAGGUGAAGGAGUGAUCCAGCUCAUUUCAGUUGCGCGAUCCGGCAGUUUGGGCAUCACCAUCGGAGGAGGCUCCAACAGGCCCGACGGGCCGGCUGUCUUCAUUCUGGAGGUGCUGUCUGGAGGAGACUGUCACCGGGAUGGACGUUUGAGGCCUGGAGAUCAGCUCAUCGCUGUGAACAAGGAGUCCUUGAUAGGUGUGACCCACGAAGAGGCCAAAAGCAUGCUGAACAAAGUCAAAUUCAGCCAGGACGGUGCUGUGGAAAUAGCCUUCAUUCCAGGGAAAGGACUUUUUCCAAGCAGCACAUCGCUCCACAACGGGGUCCAACGAGCCGCAGGCAGCAGCUACAACUCUGGACGCCUAAAAGCCCACAUCCGAUCACCUGAGAUCUGUACAGAGGAGCCAGUAGUAGUGUCCUCACCUUCUCCUGACAUCUCCUCACCAGAUAUUCAUAUUUCAGGUUCAACCAACCAGAGGUCGCCAACAGGUGCCAAGCCUAAGAUAACGUUGGACCCCUACAUACGCCUCAAAUCAGACAAGUUGGAGGUGGCUUUGUCCUUCCUUGGGUUGGAUGUCACAGAAGAGAAGAUGAAGAAGUUGAGACAGAGUCUGACCACAGACCCACAAGGCACUGUGGCCUAUGGAGACUUUGUGGAGGCUACCCAGAAUGUUUUCCAGGAGAACCUGGAGGAGCUGGGUUUAGGGGCGGGUCCCUUUAUGUUCUCCUAUCACGAAGCAGCUAGUUUGAUGGACACGUCGGCCUUCCACUCCCCUACAUAUGAAUCCGAAAGCAGCUACAGCAGUGAGGAGAUGGAGCAGUUUCAGACGGAGGUGAAGCACCUCAAGGUGAUGCUGAAGGACAUGGAGCACAGCAAGAAAAACCUGGAGGAAGAGCUGGAGAAGACCUCCCAGAAAGCCUGUUUGACUGUGGAGGAAAACUGCCGUCUGAAGACCCGUCUGCAUGCAGCAGAGGCUGAGGCAGGCCAGAGGCAGGCCAGCAGCGCGGAGCAGGACUACGAGGAGGUCAUCCAGCUGCUGGAGGCGGAGAUCAGAGACCUGAAGAACCAACUGGCCACCAAGAGGCAGGCGAGAGGACUGGAGUCCACACAGGAGGAGGUGCUGGAUCUGAAUAGGCGGCUGACGACUAUCGACUGGCAGUUGAAGAAGUCAGAGCUGAGCAGGAAACACCUGGAGAUCUCCAACAAGAAGCUGCUGGGCUUCGCACAGAACGUCCACAAAGUGCUGACGACACCCAGCUUGUUGGGAGGCGAAGGCGGCAGCAGUAGGUCGUCUCCAGCCACCGACAGCCCCGACACCCCGUCGCCACUUCCUAACUCCGCCUUCCAGCUGGCUGUGGAGGCCAAAGAGCUGGUGGCGGGAGUCUGCUCCCCCACUGCUGACGACAAAGCGUCAGUGAGUGCGACGGUGUUGGAGGUGGAGCCGCUGGCAGACGACAACCUUCAUCCUCUGUGAGCAGCAAAGUGCCAGAGGGUUGUGGAUGGGGGCUGACUGAGCUACAGACUACUCCAUGGUCUACAGACACCACCCAAUAAACUAAAAUAAGGACAGUACUCAUAAAUUCAAAUCCUCCGUUCACAGUGAACACAACCCAGCUGGUGUUUGAAUACCAAAGCUCGCUCACACACAUCGAAUUAGUGUCUUCCUUUUCAAACUGAGAGUUCAGCAGUGGGGCAGGACUUAAGAACUCGUCAUUCGCUGAUAACACGUGUACACAAGUCUCUGUGAGAAGAGCUCUGCCAAAUAAAAAGUCUGCUGGAAUUCUCUUUUGUGUAACUGAAAGCAGCGGGCGAUUGAAGGGCCGCAUGAGCAUGUCCACAACGCACACACGCAACUGUCAACGUGUUAUUACUCCUCUCUGACCACAUUUCUAACCCACCUUCCAGCCACACACACACGCACUCCAUGGGCUGCAUGUUAGCUUGGAACGGGCAAUCCAAGGCAAAUCAACGGUGUCCCUUCAUCCAUCUCCAUGACUUAUUCCCCAACAGUAGGCAGAGAAUGAAGAGACUCCUGAGGCUUUGUGCUUCCUGUCAAUGCGUCCCGUGCGUCCACCACUGGCUGUCACGUUGCUGUAGCUCCUACUGUGUAAACCCGUGUUUUGUAGGCAGACCUCAGCCAUAGGCUACAUGUGGAACCUUCAUUUGAUUCAUGCGGACAGCUUCGAAGAAUACUGAUGUGUCCUGUGCUUCAACAAAACUGCAUCUGUGGUGUGGCCUCAUAUCUUUCUGUUACUGUUUUAUAUUAAAGGACCAACUGCUGACUGGA